Molecule: messenger RNA, 840 nt
Organism: Triticum turgidum subsp. durum (durum wheat)
Lineage: Eukaryota; Viridiplantae; Streptophyta; Magnoliopsida; Poales; Poaceae
Source: the annotation of a GenBank genome assembly
AUGGAGAUGACGAGUUCUUUAGGAGCCGACGAGAGGCGGGGGCCAGGAUCGGUGGAGGUGCAGGUGGCUGCGGCGGCGCUUCAGCGGUCGGAGGUGUUCCACGUCGUGAAGGAACUGCUCGGCUUCGUUCUCUACAUGCACCACCAGAUCCCCUCGGUAUUGCAGAGUCUUGAAACUGAAUUUGCAGGUUUAAAGGAGGAAAUGUCAAAAAUGACAGCACCAUUGGCAGAACUGAAACCUUCUGAUCAGAGAAAGUACAACACACGAAAAAGGGAGGUUAGAUGCAGAAUCAAGAAGCAGGAAAAGUUAAUGAAAGGCAUCUCUACGGUACUUUCUGCUUUUCAGCAAGCACUUGAUAAAGUUUCUACCAUUGAAGGAGUUGCCCUGAUCCUGGGAGGGAGUCUUGUGCGACCUUUGUUUGUCUAUGACAUUACAGUUACUCAUGGUAGAUUUGAUUCUGGAAGUGCCAAAGGGCAUGGUACAACAAAGUUAGCUCAGUCUGUUUCUCGAAAGGCCGUCCGAGCUCUUAUAUCAUGUGGUGCAGGGAGUUUAUCUUACACAGGCCCUACCAAGCUGUUUCUGCUGGUUAGAUGUCCCUGUACAUUGAACAUACCCCUGGAUUUCGCGCCAAAACGGGAAUUCCGUUACAGUAAGAAGGUUGUACCCCAGCAAAUGUCUAUAAAAUGCAAUACAGCAUACUACCAAAAGAAUAAUAAGCAUGUUGCAUCAAUCGUGGAUCCGUCAUGUUGUACUUCAGAAUCUUCUCCGUCAGAUGUUAUCUGGUUCCAGUGCAAGCACACGAUAAGAGGGUUACCAUGCAAGGCGUCAUUAGAAGGAUGA